AUGGUCCAUUUCUUGCACCCGAUGCUGUGGCCGCGGGGCCUCGUCCUGCCCAACGCCCAGGAGGACCCGCUGGGCCACUGCAUGGUGCAGGAGGAGGCAUCACCGCACUCUUUGUUCGCCAUCUGCCUGGAUGUCUUGAUUGCUCACUUGGAGAAAUGGUGUUCUGAAAGGCCUGAUGGAACGUUGUGCCUUCCAGAGUAUUGGUGUUUCCCUCAGGAAAUAGCUGAUAAGUUCCUGGAGAGGUUGGCUUGGCAAGGCAAACUGACUGACAGGACAGCAGGCAUUUUCCAAGGCAAGCAGAUGAGCCUGAAGCGGCUCAAAAUCCAGAAAGCUAAGCUGUCCGCAGCAGCCUUCACGAGAGCCUUCUGCCAUCACAAGCUUGUUGACGUGGACGCCGCCUCAGUGGACCCUGAGCUUCCAGCCCCAGACAUCAUCCAUGGCCUCGGAAGUAAUGCCUGGAUCCGGGAAAACCUUCAGUGUCUUGUGUUAGACUCAGCCAGUGCCCCUGAAAACUCAAGACUGCCGACCUUGGGCCAGUUCACUGGCGUUCACACUCUAAGCGUUGCCAAUGUGUCCUUUUGGAGUGAAGACCUAGUUAGCGUUUCUCAGUUACCGAACCUGGAGAGCUUGGAUAUCUCCAAUACUCACGUCACCGACAUCUCUGCACUGCUCACCUGCAAGAACCGGCUCAGAUCUUUCACCAUGCACUAUCUGAAGUGCCUGGCCAUGAGCAACUCACAAAUCCUUGCAGUCAUCAGACAGCUGAACCGCCUGCGUCACCUUGACAUUUCUGAUCACGGGCAGCUCAGAUCCAACCUGGCUUUCCAUCUGUUACAGCAGGAGGAAAUCCUGCCCGAGCUUGUAUCCCUGGAUAUCUCAGGGGGCACUGACGUCACGGAUGCGGCCGUGGAGUCCUUUCUGCGGCAGCGGCCUGAGAUGCGCUUUGUGGGACUCUUGUCUACAGAUGCUGGUUAUUCUGAUUUCUUUAUGACAAAGCAAGGCUUGAAGGUUGCUGGAGGAGCCAACAUGAGUCAGAUUUCUGAAUCACUGAGCCGGUACAGGAGCAGGUCGUGUUUUUUGAAGGAAGCUCUCUACAGGCUCUUCACAGAGACGCUGUCACUGCAUACCAUCAUGCCUACUGUUCUAAAGCUUGUGGUUAUAGGAAUGAGGAAUCAUCCAUUGGAUCUGCCAGUGCAGUUCACAGCCAGCGCUUGCAUCCUUAACCUGAUACACCAGGACUUGGCCAGGGGAAUGCCUGUUCGCCUGUUGUCAGAGGCCAUCUGUCUACUUUUGAAAGCAAUGAAAAAUUUCCCCUACUACCAACAGUUACAGAAGAAUUGCCUGCUCUUCUUAACCAGUUCUAGGAUUCUUGUGGAUGUUCCGUUUGACAGGUUUGAUGUUGCCAAGCUUGUCCUGGGGUGGCUGUGCAGGCGUGAGAACCCCAAGAUGCAAACAAUGGCAGUGAGCAUCACCUCCGUCCUGGCCCUGAAGCUCUCACCCAAGGAGAAGGACCAGUUGCAAGAAGAGCUCAUUCUGGCAGUGAAGGAACUUCUAGCAAUAGCCAGACAAAAGACGACUGAGAAUUUAAACGAUGUUACCUUCUUGUUUACUCUGAACGCACUUUGGAAUCUUACAGAUGAGUGUCCAUCGGCCUGCAAGUACUUCAUUGCGAAUGAUGGAUUGUCAGUCAUCAUCCAAGUCUUAGAGACAUUCUCAGAGUCUGUGAUACAAAACAAAGUACUUGGUCUUUUGAACAACGUAGCUGAAGUCAGAGAGCUCGCCUCCGCGUUGAUGACAGAAGACCUGAUGGGACACAUCGUCAGUUUGCUCCACAGCGAAAACAUAGAAGUGAGCUUCUUUGCUGCAGGCGUGGUAGCCCAUCUGACUUGCGACCGACAGCACUGGCUGUCCCGUGACCGGCAAAGGAAUGACCUUCUCCAGGACUUGCACUUAACCAUGCAGAAUUGGCCAAGUUCACAGUGUAAGAUGUCAGCAUUGGUGACCUACAGAUCUUUCAAACCAUUGUAUCUACUCCUUGGCAACUUCUCUCAGCCAGAAGUUCAACUCUGGGCACUGUGGGCCAUGCAUCACGUCUGCAGUAAAAACCCUAGCAAAUACUGCAAACUGUUGGUAGAAGAAGGAGGACUGCAGCUCAUAUGUGACAUCCAGGAGCACGGUCAGACCAGUGCCCAGGUGAGGCAGAUGGCCGCCUCCAUCCUGGGGGACUUCAGGAUGCACUUCACAGGCUACCAGAGACCCCCACAGCUCCAGGGUCCUUUUUGACCUAGGAGCCUUUGAGGGGUGCUGCUUCUCAAGGGCAGGGCUUCUGCCUUUGGGUAAUGGGAUUUUGAAAGCAGUUGUUGGGGGUUAUCAAUUGUUGGGGUUUAUCAUUUGACUAUCUUGGUGUUUUCCUCUGUGACAAAAAGGUUGGGUCCUGGGCCAGGGCAGUGGUGGUGUACACCUUUAAUCCCAGGGCUUAGGAAGAGGAGGCAGGUGGAUCUCUGUGAGUUUGAGGGCAGCCUGAUCUACAGAGGGAGUUCCAGGACAGCCACUAUACAGAGAAAGAAACCAUGUCUCAAAAAAACAAAAAACAACAACAAAAAA
This is a messenger RNA of Acomys russatus (golden spiny mouse), 2604 nucleotides long. It is a transcript of the gene Zyg11a, whose product is annotated as zyg-11 family member A, cell cycle regulator. The record is from RefSeq and is a predicted model, not a curated record. Gene Ontology annotation, molecular function: protein binding. Gene Ontology annotation, cellular component: Cul2-RING ubiquitin ligase complex. Lineage: Eukaryota; Metazoa; Chordata; Mammalia; Rodentia; Muridae.